Molecule: messenger RNA, 1676 nt
Organism: Umbelopsis ramanniana AG
Lineage: Eukaryota; Fungi; Mucoromycota; Umbelopsidomycetes; Umbelopsidales; Umbelopsidaceae
Exons: 3
Coding region: 62-1435 (457 amino acids)
Source: RefSeq, a predicted model, not a curated record
AUCAUCGUCAUAUUCUUCUUCUUCUCUUCUUGUUUUUACCACUUGUUGUCUUUACCUGCUCAUGAUUUCAAUACGGCGGUCGCAGACCUUGAUUCUAACUGCCGCCAUCACUUUGAUUUUGCUGACGUUUCUUUCAUGGAACGAUUCAGAUUAUGUCCCCUAUUUGUCAACGCCCGCGGAUAGCAGCUACCAGGAAGAGGAUGCCAUAAGAGCAAUUGAUCAGCGGUAUUGCGGUGGUCCUUGUAAAUUCCUAUUGCCGGUCUUCAUUGUCGAACAAGAGUCAAAGGCCCAGAUGCAUUUCCGACAAUUGGCUUUCACAGCCGGUCUUGUAAACCGCACCAUAGUACUCCCAAACGUUGGUAACUCUCGUCUGGGAGCUUGUAACGGACAUGAAUUUGCAUUUUACUAUUCACACGAAUGGCUGGACAACAAUAGAGAGCACUUUAAUUACAUCACUCUUCAACACUUUAAGGCUUGGUUAGAGGAACGAAAAGCCGUGGGUCGAAAGCCUACGUCGCAAGAUGUUACUCUGCAAUUGGAACCUACUAGACGCCAUUUCUCUGACGAUCAGGUCAACUGCUGGCAGCCCUGGUUAAAUAUGGAAGAUCUUCCCCCUCGACACUUGGAUUUGGCUGAUAGAGAGUCGUCGUCGGGACUGGAAAUUCAGAACAAAAUUGUUUCUUUCCUACAAGGACAGCCAACUGAAGAAGAAGUGGAACAGAAUACGAGGAUUGGUACCGACCUUGAAGUGCUCAGUGUUUUCUAUGAUCGAAGAUUUCCAUUCAUCCAGAACCCCGCCGCCCAGACUGCUUUGUCUUACAGCGAACAAUUAACGGCCGUUUCUCGUGAUAUAGCUGAUAGCAUAUCUCCAUACCUUGCUAUUCACUGGAGAACUGAGCGAAUAGAACCAGCUUACAAUUUGGAAUUAUGCGCCCGCUCACUGGUGGAUAAGAUACAGGGCAUUGCCCCUACUAUACCGAACGUCUUUCUCCUGACCGAUUACCCACACUUGUUGAACUCUUCCAUUGCCCAGACCCAAAAUGGAACCUCCACCUCAUUCCGACCCUCUCAGAUUUCAGAAUCACAUCAUGCCGCUAUACGCUAUCUAUACGAGCACGCCCAUGUUAUGCUGACGACGUUUAUCAGCAAUGACGAAGUUCCAAAUGACCUUCCCGCGAACUGGACGUUGCUGCAUUUGCCACUCGUGAAGAACGCCAACGGAGAGGUUGUCAUAGGCGACAAAGGUGUACUCGGCAUCAUAGACAAGUUGAUGGCUAUGCAAGGACAUUGGUUCUUGGCCGGCCAACCCGGUGUUUGUGGACGGUCCAGCAGCUUUACCAAUCGCAUUGUGGCUGAGCGGGAGUCUCUGUUGGAUAGCGACCAGGCAUCGUUCGGUAACGUUGUUGAUUACUUCAAUUUGCCAGAUAAGCAGUGAUGGAAAAAGUCAACAUACCAUCCUUGUUUCUCAAACUCUCUCUUUUCACUGUACACUACUUCAUCAGUUUGACAUUCUUCCCAAACAUUGUUAAUUCUUUUAUAUAUAUAGAUGGGGGCGUUCAGUUCAGUUAUGUUACGAAGAUAAUUUCUUAUAGGAAAUGAUGCUAAUAUAACUUGUCAUAGCGUUCUAACAUUAAAUUGGUAUAAACUUACUACCUUUUGCUGACCUUGAAGUCCGA